Molecule: messenger RNA, 4054 nt
Organism: Nicrophorus vespilloides
Lineage: Eukaryota; Metazoa; Arthropoda; Insecta; Coleoptera; Silphidae
Gene: GAPcenA
Product: rab GTPase-activating protein 1-like
Exons: 14
Coding region: 207-3362 (1051 amino acids)
Source: RefSeq, a predicted model, not a curated record
AACUUCAGGUUAUAUUUCGUUGUAUUAAAAUUAGAAGAAGAAGUAAUAGAAAAACGAAACAAAAGCAAAGAAACGUCAAAAUAAAUCGACCUAAUUGAAUGCUCGUUGUUAUUGCAAUAAUUUACACGUCCAAAAUAUAAGAAACGUGUAAAUGUCAUCCGGUUAUUUGUUCAAAUGUAGUUUACGAGAAGGAAUAUACUGUCGUUAUGGAGGAUAGUUUAAGUGUAAAAUCAAAUGAAUCAAUAGCUACAAGUGACGAAUUCGAUUUCGUUUGCGAUAAGCCAGGUGUUAGUAAGACACCAACAUUGGAUAUUAGAAACGGAGAUAUUAAUACAUUAGCAAACGCCAUGACUGAGGUUCUAGAGGAGCCUGGAGUACCAGGUUUCAUAGAGGAUACAAAAAUUGUGGGCCAGUCCAUGUUCUAUAAUGUAGCUGAUUCUACUCAACCAUCUCCAACAGAGAAACAGGAUGAUAUGAAACCAGAUUACAGUGAUGAAGAGGUGUCUGAUGUAGAUCAGGACUGCACAAUUUUCAGUGGCGUUACAUACUUGGGGGCAGCUGCCAUCAAUGCGCCCAAAUCGGAAUCCGAGAUAUUGAGGAACAUGGCUAUCUUAAAUGAACAGAGUAUUGAUAACGGCAUCAAAAUAUCAGUAUCCGUACCAUGCUCAUCUCAAGGAAUCGUCGUGCUGUACGACGCGAUUACGAAUUCCGUGAUUGCACGAUAUGAAAUUCACAGGAUUCUUUUCUACGCACGCGGCGUAAUUGAUUCCGCCGAGGCUAGCUGUUUUGCGUUCACUUGGUCGCAUGGUGACACCCAGGAAUCUGCCAUAUUCCAGUGCCAUGUAUUUCGUUGCGAAAUCGCUGAAGCCGUCACUAGAGUGUCCGGUAUUAUCGCAUGCUUCUCCAAAGCAUUCCAAAGAAAUGUUUCAAGAUCUAUGACUAGUUCCGUCGCAUCAGCUGCUGAUAUGAGUGCUUCAAUUACUACGCUUUCAGAUGCCCGUAGUCUCAUGUAUGUUUUUGAAGUCAGUCUAGAAAUCAAAGAAGAUGAAGGAAAGGGAACUUUUUCGACGGUUAAUAAGGAUCGGAGCGGGUUCAAACUACGGAUGAAUCUGGAAAAGAUGUUGUGCUUGAACAUUCGGCAGGUCUCCGAUAAUGGUCCACUCUUAAACAUAGAACGGUGCUUCGGUGUUCUUAUUGCUGCUGGUAGGCAUGUCCGUCAUUCUGAUAUGCAGCUGUUGGAAAUGGUCCAGACGGGAACUUCCAAUAAUUCCGAUCGAAACAGCUCGAUGAUCUCUGCCUCUUGGGAUCCGACUGAGGCACCUUUCCAAAGUCUUAAUAUCGAGACACCGAAGGAAUCCCCUAAACAGUACAUGACUGUAGCAGUUGACCUUGUGAUCCGGGGAAUCCAAGAACCCGUCCGCUUUCAGAUCGAGACUCCGGUCAAGAUAUUGAAUCAACAUGAACGAUUUUGGUUAUUCCAAAAGAGAUCACUCAUCCAACAGUUCUAUCUCAACCUUAAAGAGAUUGUGAACGACGGAUCAGAUCUGGUCUACGAGGUAGUCAGUAUGGACACAUCCGGGGAAUUGGAUAGGAACAGAUUAAAUCUCACAUUAAACCUCACCGGUCUCAUUCCAUCACCGAGCAUCACCUCCAUUGACACAAUUACACCAAAAGAUGAAUGUCUCUCAGACGGAGACGAACCUCUGCUCAGUGGAACCGGUCUAGUGUCGAAAGAUUGUUCGGAGGAUGUUCUGGAAAAUUGGGCUGAUGUCUUGAACAAGUGGAAGGCAACCAGGCAGAGACCGAAGCAGUUGUCCGGUUUGGUCAAAAUGGGUAUACCGGAAGCUCUUCGGGGUGAGGUAUGGCAACGAUUAGCCGGAACAGAGGAGAACAUUCAAAUGAUGGAAACCUAUCGUAUUCUAAUCACCAAGGAGAGUUCUUGCGAGAAUGUCAUCCAGCGGGACAUAGCUAGGACUUUUCCGGCGCACGACUUCUUCAAGGAAGCUGGAGGGCUCGGACAAGAUUCCUUGUACAGAGUCAGCAAAGCUUACGCUGUUUACGACGUCGAAGUUGGCUAUUGCCAGGGCCUCAGCUUUUUAGCUGCUACAUUACUUUUACAUAUGCCUGAAGAACAAGCGUUUUGUGUGUUGGUCCGUCUCAUGUAUGACUACGGUUUGAGGGACUUGUAUAAGGACGGCUUCGACAAUCUCUACCUUAGGUUGUAUCAGCUGAACAAGCUCAUGGAAGAGCAACUGGGUCCUCUGUACCAACAUUUUACAGAUCACCAUGUCGAGACGCACAUGUUUGCCUCACAAUGGUUCCUCACCUUAUUUACUGCUCGUUUUCCGCUCUUCUUCGUAUUCCACAUUAUCGAUGUGUUCUUGUUACAAGGGAUUGACACACUAUUCCAAGUCGCUCUAGCUUUAUUGAUGAUGUGCAUGAAAGAUCUGCUCACCUUGGAUUUCGAAGGAAUUUUGAAGUAUUUCCGGGUAUCCUUGCCGAAGAAAGUGCGCACCGAGGAGUCCGCCAAACAGUUGCUGAAGUACGCAUGCAGUAUUAAAGUUAAGAAGUUGAAGAAAUACGAGAACGAUUUUAUUACGCUAAAAGACGGCUGGGACAUUAUCAUGUUGGAUUCAGAAGCAGAGAUAAUGCAGAACGAGGCUAGCGAAGUGGAGCAGCUACGGUUAGUUGUAUCCAGACAGGACGACGAGAGGAAAAUGAUGAUGGACGAGAUCGCCCAGCUGAAGGAGAUGCUUAAACGUGAGGUCACCCAGGCGGAGGACGACAUGAAACUGAAGACUGCCAUCAUUGAUGACUACAAGCUCGUCCGACAACGACUCGACUCGCAAUUGAACGCAGUUAAAGCAGAGUUAGAUUUACUUAAGAGUAAGAUAACAAAAUGUACCAAUUGUCGUAGUUUUGUCGAAACCAAAGGUGAUAUAAAGAAAACGUCCAACGUGAUAGAUGACACGAUGUCCGGUGAUAGGAUUAGGGAGUUGGAGCUUCAAUUAGCCAAAGCAAAGCUGGCCCAAGUCGAGGCUGAAUGCAAGAAUCAGGACUUAACUCAUCAACUAAGAUCAACGGAGAAUGAACUUAGCAGUGCUAAGAACACUUGGCUCAGCAAAACUCUUUCUUCCAUAAAGGAGGUGGCUAACAAGAAAGACUUUGUCAACUUUCCCUAUUCUCAUACCAAUAUACCGAACGGUCCAUCGUUCAUUUCGCACAUCAAAUCUAUGAGAAGGGACAGCGCCCCUACGAAUACAAAUUGCAGUUAUUACGAAGUAACUCCAGAACCAUCUUCAGCCACGGGGGUGGUAAUCAAGGAUUCCCAAAGCUGCAGCAGUUUGAAGACACAUCAUUAAGGAUCGCAACAAAUCCUUUUGCUGAUACUGUCGUCGUUGCCGUUCACUAACCAUAUUUUUUUUGACUGAUUUAUUUAAUCGAAUACUCUCUAUGAUUAUCUCUCAGUUUAUUAUUUUAAUCGUACUUAUACAAUAUAUAUUGUGAGCAAUAUUCAAAUUCAGGCCAUGUUUUUGCCAUAUACUUUACGUUCUCUGUAUCAUUUCUAUUACAGAUUUUAGGGGUUGAUUUUAGCGGAGCAUAUUUUAUAUACACGUAUAUUGUUAGAAUGAAUAGUGUUGAGACAAGAGAAAAAGGGAUGAUAACAAGUACUUUCCCUAACUCUGUAAGAGAAAUGAACAAUUUUAAUUUUGUUAGUCACGUGAAGGUUUAUAUAGAUAUGUACAAAUCAAGUAAACAAAGAUUGAGAUAUUAUUGAAUUUCCCUCCUUAUAGAUGGAAUACACUUUUUGAAUAUUAUUAUCAAAGAUAAUUAUGCUUACUGAAAAAAAAAACUAUAGUCGUAAUACAGAUGUAUGUGGAGUAGCACUGAAGAUGAUAGCUUUACGUGAUAGUUGGUAUAUGUAUAUAAAAGAAACCUUGUAAGGUUCUGUUAUGCUGAUUAUUAUUUUUAAUUUUUUUUAUGAAUGUCCAUUAUUCAGUCAGUUACAUUAUAUUGGAUUUCGUGUAUAAGUUAUUAUUUUAUUGGAUAUUAU